Molecule: messenger RNA, 1428 nt
Organism: Exophiala viscosa
Lineage: Eukaryota; Fungi; Ascomycota; Eurotiomycetes; Chaetothyriales; Herpotrichiellaceae
Product: major facilitator superfamily domain-containing protein
Exons: 1
Coding region: 64-1392 (442 amino acids)
Biological process (GO): transmembrane transport
Cellular component (GO): membrane
Molecular function (GO): transmembrane transporter activity
Source: RefSeq, a predicted model, not a curated record
GUCGUCUUCACGCCGCAUGAGAACUUCACUUCACUUCAUCUCUACAGGGUCACCGUCCGAGCAAUGGCUUCAGAAGAGGUCUCGCCUUCCGUUGACACACGGCAGCCCUCCGAAGCCCUCGAGCUCGAUGAUGGCUAUGUCACCGCGGAGCUUGAGGCAUCCAGUCUCCCUCCAACGGAUGGUGGUGUCGCAGCAUGGCGGCUCCUACUCGUAGCAUUCGUCUUUGAAGCUCUGCUCUGGGGCUUUCCACUCUCUUUUGGCGUCUUCCAGAACUACUACUCUAGCCUCCCCGAAUUCAAGGGCAAUCGUUAUAUCUCCGUGGUCGGCACGAUCGCAUCAGGGAUCUCAUAUCUCGGAGCUCCCUUGUCUGUGCCUCUGGUGAGGCGUUUCUCAAACUACCGGACACAGAUGAUACUGGUGGGAUGGCCGCUGUGCAUUGUUGGAUUGAUUGCGGGAAGCUUCGCGAACCGGUUGUCGACCCUCAUACUAACCCAAGGAGUUAUGUACGGCAUAGGCUUCAUCAUUUUCUACUAUCCGAUCUUGACCAUGGUGGAUGAAUUCUGGGUGAGAAGGAGAGGAAUGGCGUACGGGUUCUUGUGCGGCGCAUCUGGGGCAUCAGGUGCUGUCAUGCCAUUGAUACUGCAGGCGCUGCUGACCAGGUUCGGGUAUCGAACCACACUCAGGGCUGUGGCCGUGGCGCUUGUCGUGCUGACAGGACCUUUGAUUCCUUUGCUUCGGGGCCGACUUGGACCGCAAGCUAAUAGGAGCCUGCGAACAAGUUGGAGGUUCCUCGGGAAGCCACUGUUCUGGAUCUACAGUCUUAGCAACCUCUUGAUGGGAUUGGCUUAUUUCUUCCCUUCGCUUUAUCUCCCAUCUUACGCAACGGCGGGUGGUCUCAGUGUAUCAAACGGAGCAUUACUGCUCACAGUCAUGAGUAUUUCACAAGUUGCGGGACAGUGGACAUUUGGCUAUCUUUCCGACAAGAGACUGUCGCUCAAUACUCUCAUGACAGUCUCCCUCACGGUUGCAGCUACUGCGACCCUCAGUACAUGGGGUCUUGCGCGCUCCUUACCUCCGUUAAUCAUCUUUUCACUAUUGUAUGGCUUCUUUGGCGCAGGCUAUACGGCCAUGUGGGCGAGAAUGGUCUCUGCGAUUGACGCCGAACCUUCCGCCCAUCAAGCCAUGUUUGGCCUCUUUUGCUUCGGAAAAGGCGUGGGAAAUGUGUUGGCUGGUCCGAUAAGCGCCGGCCUGCUGAGAGCAUCUUCUGGCACGGCUGGGUAUGGGCAUGGAAUGUACAAACCGGUCGUGAUUUUCACUGGAGUUUGUCUGCUUCUCAGCGCCGGCACCCUCAUCGCAACCAAAUGCAAUUGGAGAAAGUGGCAGGGAGCAUGAAUUUCUAGCGUUCUUGCUUUUGAUAGCUUUUGGGGG